AAAAGUCCAAUAACAACAAUUAAAUUCAGAGAAGAAAGACUUGUAAAGAAAGAAGAAUCAAAGAAAAACAAAUAAAACAUAAUUAGAAACUUACGCAUGCAUCAGCUUCCGUAAAUCUUCUUCAUCUCUCUCUGUCUCUCUCUCCUCUCUGCUUUUUGCUUUCUAGGGUUUUUGAUCAUCUCUCAGGUGAAUAGGUUUCGGUAUAAUCUCAUCCCAAUGUCUGCUAAUUCCAAGUCGGAGAGGUCUGCUUCUCAAUCGGCGGAGACGGUGGCUGUUUCUAACCGUGUCGUGGCGUCACGGUCAAGUCGUCAGCCGCGUCUCUCUUUCUCCUCCUUUGCUCCGUCAUCAGAGCACGAUUACUUGAAGAAGCUGAAAUCCGAUGAGAUUUCUCCGACGAGAGAGGAAGUUCCGGUGUCGGUGAAGGAGAGAGAAGAAACGGAGGAGGAGGAAGCGAAGAGGACUUGGAAUCUUCGUCCGAGAAAGGCUUUUGGUGGUUUGAAGAAAGGAAACGGCGUAUUAGCGGCGGAGGUGUGCGGUGGCGGAGGAGGAGGAGGGGGUUCGGAGGUGAAGAAUCAGAAAUCAAGCGGAGGAAUGGAGCCGAAAUCGAACAGGCAGAGAGGAAUCCCGGCGGAAUCUCCCGGAUUAGGCGGUGGUGAGGUAGCGAACGAGAAUCGCAGGCUUUGGGUUGCUCUUUCACGAGACGAGAUCGAAGAAGAUUUGUUCAGCAUGAGUGGGAACAGGCCAUCUCGCCGGCCAAGAAAGAGGGCAAAAGCUUUGCAGAAAUAUCUCGAUGUCAUUUUCCCUGGAUUGUGUCUCGUUGGGAUGAAUGCUGAUUGCUUCAGAGUAUCCACUUCUCCGGCUAAGUGAUGAUCGAUGCAAAGGAGUCUUUUGGUGAAGGAAAAAGGGUAGAUAGGUAUGCUGGUGAUCAAGAAUCCAGAUACACCACAGUAGAAGAUAGGAAGGAGAUAUAUCAAGAGACAUGUUCUUGUCUCAUAUCAAACUUAGUAGUAACUAAAUUAUAAGUAAAUAUCGGUAAGUUCAUAUAAUUAUAGAUAUAUAAAGAAAAGAGAGCGAGAGGGGUUUGUUUUUGAGUUACUGAUGAUGAAAUGCAGAAAAUCGGUUAGUAAGAUGCGUCGAAGUUUAAUAUAAUGGUAGAGCAAAACAACAUAAUCUAUGUUAAAAAGUGAGUUUGUUAAACCA
This is a messenger RNA of Arabidopsis lyrata subsp. lyrata, 1200 nucleotides long. RefSeq lists its product as uncharacterized. The transcript is spliced from 4 exons. The coding region runs from base 217 to 867 and encodes 216 amino acids. Lineage: Eukaryota; Viridiplantae; Streptophyta; Magnoliopsida; Brassicales; Brassicaceae. The record is from RefSeq and is a predicted model, not a curated record.